AUGCUGAACAUUCCGCCCGCCGUCGCCGAACAAAUUGACGAGCCAUACCAUCUCCUCACCAAGUACUCGAACUUGACAAGGUUAUCAAGAAUCACUGCUUGGUGUUGUCGUGUCAAUCUCACAAAAAAUGGUAAACGCAAUCCAACUCCAGCACUCACGCCAUCUGAAAUCGCUGCCGCCCUCCUGCGUCUCAUUCGAGUUGAACAAAACCGCAAUUUUAAAACUGAAAUUCGUCUUCUCGAAUCCGGACAAACGCCUUCGAAAGGGCAACUUCUCCAACUGAGCCCCCUUCUCGACGACAAAGGUCAUCUCCGCGUGGGCGGACGGCUAAAAAACUCACUUCUCGAUCCUGAUGAGAAACACCCUUACAUUCUACCAAGCCGAUCUCCAUUGACUAAGUUACUCAUCGAACAUUAUCAUAAGGAAACUCUUCACGGCGGAGUGCAGCUCACUCUCGCCACCCUCCGACAACGAUACUGGGUGAUUGGUGGUCGCACUGCAGUGAAAGCGGUCAUACACAGAUGUCUUAUUUGCGUGCGACACCGAGCUACGACAGCGACUCAAAUCAUGGGAAAUCUUCCGAAGGCUCGAGUCACCCGAGCUCGACCCUUCCUCCACUCUGGAGUAGAUUACGCUGGUCCAAUCUACCUUCAAACUGCGAAAGGAAGGGGACACAAAUCGUACAAGGCUUACAUUGCCGUGUUCGUUUGCUUUUCGACAAGAGCGGUACACCUUGAAGCCGUAUCCGACUACACCACUGAUAGCUUCUUGGCGGCAUUCCGGCGAUUUGUUUCGCGCAGAGGAAAGUGCGCUACACUUACAAGUGAUUGCGGAACAAAUUUUGUAGGAGCAGACGCUGAACUACGAGCUCUCCUUGCUACUACUUCUGCUGAAUCCGAGAAAAUCGCGAAUAUUCUCGCCAACGAUGGAACGUUGUGGAAGUUUAACCCCCCAGCGGCUCCGCACUUCGGCGGACUCUGGGAAGCAGCGGUGAAAUCGACAAAACAUCAUCUUCGACGAGUGCUAGGCGAGAACACCUUGACUUUCGAGGAAAUGACUACACUACUGACACAAGUGGAAGCUUGUCUCAACUCUCGUCCACUCCAAGCUCUCACAGACGAUCCUGACGAUCUGUCAGCGCUCACGCCAGCUCAUUUUUUAAUAGGUGAACCCCUCACUGCCGUCCCGGAACCGUCUCUCGUCAACUUACCUCACUCACGCCUAUCAAGAUUUCAGCUCAUUCAGCAAAUGCAACGUCACUUCUGGAAUCGAUGGUCAUCUGAGUAUCUGCAUACUCUGCAGUCCCGGCACAAGUGGCAACAACCUCAGCCUUCUCUGCAAAUCGGUGACCUCGUUCUUAUAAAAAACGAACAAUUACCACCGACUAAGUGGCCUUUAGCUCGUGUCACUAACGUUCAUUCGGGAGAAGAUAAAAAAAUCCGCGUUGCUACUGUUAAGACAGCAACAUCAUCAUUAACUCGCCCAGUUGUGAAGCUUUGCCCUUUACUCAAAAGUGACGAAGCCCAAUAA
Messenger RNA from Diprion similis, 1530 nucleotides. RefSeq lists its product as uncharacterized. Bases 1 to 1530 code for a protein of 509 amino acids. Gene Ontology annotation, biological process: DNA integration. Gene Ontology annotation, molecular function: nucleic acid binding. The transcript has a single exon. Lineage: Eukaryota; Metazoa; Arthropoda; Insecta; Hymenoptera; Diprionidae. The record is from RefSeq and is a predicted model, not a curated record.